GAGCUGAAAAACUGAUUGGGAAGUGUCUAUUGAUAUAUUUACUCGUCCAAGUUCUAACCAGGUUAGUACAACUGCUAAGAACACUAGUCUUGCUGUUCAAUUACUUAUCUGUUUUGCAUUCUGAAUCUUUAUAUUCAUCGGAAAGGUUUGCUUCUUUUGACUUGUUGAUCUUCAGGCUACAAUAUGGCUGCUGCUUCUUCUCGCUCUGAUAUCAUCCCUCGGGAGAGGUAUGAUGUAUUUCUUAGUUUCAGAGGCGAGGACACCCGGAAUACUUUUACCAGCCAUCUUUAUGAGGCUUUACGUCAGAAAAAAAUCCAAACUUACAUAGAUUACAAACUGGAGAGAGGAGAUGAAAUCGCACCUGCCCUUCUCGAAGCAAUCAGUGAAUCGAAGCUUUCGGUUAUCAUUUUCUCCAAAAACUAUGCUUCUUCUACGUGGUGCUUGGAUGAACUUGUGCACAUACUCGAAUGCAGAGAUAAACAGUCUGUUAUACCCAUCUUCUACGGCGUAGAUCCAUCAGACGUACGCAAACAAUUGGGGAGUUAUGCAGAUGCAUUUGUUGAACAUGAGAAACGUUUCAAGGACCCGAUGGACAAGGUGCUCAGGUGGAGAAAGGCUUUGAAAACAGCAGCCAAUAUAUCUGGGUUUGAUUCCCAAACAAUUAGGCCCGAGUCUGAAUUAGUUAAGUGGGUGGUCAAUGACAUUUUGGCGAAAUUGGAUUGCAAACCGCAAAACGCAGGUGGUUUGGAGGGCCGGGUUGGAAUGGACAAACACAUAAUUCAACUUGUUGAGUUAUUAUGCCUCAACUCACCGGAUGUCCAGAUUGUAGGCAUUUGGGGUAUGGGUGGUAUCGGUAAGACCACCAUUGCUGAUGUUGUAUUUCACCGUCUCUCUUUUCAAUUCGAAGCUUGCUGCUUUAUUAAAUAUGUUAGGGAAAAAGCCUCAGAGACGAAACAUGGACUACCAUAUGAUUUGCGAAAUGAACUUUUUCGUACUUUACUAAAGGAUGAAAAUAUAUGCAUAUACACCCCCUCUAUCGGAUCAGCUUUUAUGAGAGAUAGGCUUCGCCGUACAAAGGCUCUCAUUGUUCUUGACGAUGUGAGUGAGUUUUCCCAAUUAGAAUUUUUAGCUGGAGGCGAUUUCAAUCUGUUUGGCCCUGGAAGUAGAAUCCUUGUAACGACCAGAAAUAAACGCAUAUUUAGGAAUGGUGAUGAGAUAUAUGAGGUUAAGAAAUUAGACGUUGAUGAAGCUCUUGAGCUCUUUUAUUCGAGAGCUUUUAGAAAUAUCUCUCCCCCAGAUGAUUGUACAACUUUUGUAAAAGAGGUGGUAGAUUAUGCUGGAGGCAAUCCACUGGCUCUUAAAAUCUUGGCUGGAGUAUUCCAUCAUUGCAAGAGCAAAGAAGACUGGGAAGGUGAAUUAGAUAAAUUGAAAAAAUUUCCGGACGAAGAUAUCCAGAAGGUAUUGAGAUUCAGUUAUGAUGGAUUAAGAGAAAAUGAGAAGGAGAUAUUUCUCGAUAUUGCCUGUUGUCACAAAGGAAAGCAUAUUGAUGAGGCAAAAAGAAUUUUAUAUGCCUGUGGUUUUUCUGCGAAUGCGGGAGUAAGACUUCUCAUUGAUAUGGCUCUCAUAUCUGUGGAUGAAGAUUCAAGACUUGUUGAGAUGCAUGAUUUGAUACAAGAAAUGGGUUGGGAAAUUGUUCGUGAUGAAUGUGUUAAAGAUCCUGGAAAACGCAGUAGAUUGUGGCUUGCUAAUGAAGUUCGUCAUGUACUGAAAAAUAAUACGGGUACUGAACACAUUGAGUGCAUAGUCAUGAACAUGGAUCUCAUUACAGAUUUCUACGUGAAUGCUGCAUCCUUCGAAAAGAUGCCUUAUCUAAGAUUACUAGAUUUAUACACCAGGGGUGUCAACAAAGUGCACCUUCCUCCAGGUUUCGAGUUUCUCCCUGAGGCCCUUAAAUAUCUGAGGUGGGAUUCCUAUCCUUUGACAUCUCUGCCAUCGAGGUUUUCAUCCGAAAAUCUUGUUGAGCUUGAUAUGCCCAACAGCAGACUUGAGCAACUUUGGAAUAAAGGCGUGCAGAUCAAUCUUGGGAGCUUGAAACGCAUCGUUCUUAGUUGGUCCCACCACCUAGCUGAGGUUCCAGAUCUCUCUGAGAGUCCACAUCUUGAGAGCAUUAGCCUUAGAGGUUGUACAAGUUUGGUUCAACUUCCUUCAUCUUUUCAACAUCUUGCCAAGCUUACUCUUUUGGAUCUGAGUGACUGCUCCAAUCUCAAAAUUCUCCCAGAGAUGCUGAAUUCGCUCCGAGUUCUUCGUCUAUAUGGCUGCCUCUCUCUUGAGUCUUUGCCUAUCGAGCUACCUUAUGGGCUGACGAAACUGUACUUGAGCAAUUGUGAGAGUCUUAGGUCUUUGCCUGUCGAGCUCCCUUCUGGGCUAGAGAGACUGGAGUUGUGCAAUUGCAAGAGUCUUGGGUCUUUGCCUGUCGAGCUACCUUCUGGGCUGAAGGAGCUGGACUUGGAACAUUGUGAGAGUCUUUGGUCUUUGCCUGUCGAGCUCCCUCCUGGGCUGGAAUACCUGGACUUGAGCGAUUGCGAGAGCCUUGGGUCUUUGCCUGUCGAGCUCCCUCCUGGGCUGUUGAAAUUGGACUUGAGCAAUUGCAAGAGACUUGGGUCUUUGCCUGUCGAGCUCCCUUCUGGGCUGGAGAGACUGGAGUUGUGCAAUUGCAAUAGUCUUGGGUCUUUGCCUGUCAAGCUACCUUCUGGGCUGAAGGAGCUGGACUUGGAAAAUUGUGUGAGUCUUUGGUCUUUGCCUGUCAUGCUCCCUCCUGGGCUGUUGAAACUGGACUUGAGAAAUUGCAAGAGCCUUGAGUCUUUGCCUGUCGAGCUCCCUCCUGGGCUGUUGAAACUGGACUUCAGCAAUUGCAAGAGCCUUGAGUCUUUGCCUGUCGAGCUCCCUCCUGGGCUGUUGAAACUGGACUUCAGCAAUUGCCAGAGCCUUGAGUCUUUGCCUGUCGAGCUCCCUGCUGGGCUGCGCACAAUGUACUUGAGGAAUUGCAAGAGCCUCCGGUCUUUACCAAAGCUGCCAUGGCCUCUAAUAGGGUUGGAUGCACAUGGCUGCACGUCACUAGAGAGAGUAAGUUCGAUGAGGACUGCACCCAUACAAGGUAGGGAUCAAUAUGUCAACAAUUCUGAAGAACUCUGGCCUGAGGAUGAGGAGGGUCUUUCAUUUAUAAAUUGCUUGAAAUUGGAUCAGAGUGCACGGAGUAACAUAAUGGCUGAUGCACAGCUUAGAGUUAUGCGAAUUGCAAUUGCAUCACGUCUCCUCAAUAAAUCUUUUUGGAUUAAUAUUGUUUGUCCGGGAAAUGAAAUUCCAAAGUGGAUGAGGUAUCAAAGUGAGGGAUGUCGGAUAAAUAUCAAGCUUCCUCCUCAUUGGUUUCGUCAAGGCUUCCUCGGUUACGCUCUAUGCAUUGUGCUUGCAUUCAACUACUAUACGCCACCCGAUACAAUAUAUUCCAACACCUUUAGUUGUGAAACCCAUCUCAAAAUUAACAAUGGUCACGAAGAUUGGUGCGAAACCCUCCAAAUAAGCCUACCAGAUAUUCUCAAUUCGGAUCAUGUGUUCGUGUGGUAUUUCUACCCUAAAUCUUUUGGAUUAGAAAGUGCAAUCAAUCGGGAGGAUGGGGUAAAAGCAUCCGAGGCCUCUUUUGACUUCAUUUUGUACAAACAUACUUAUGAGAACGGUCAGUACCCCAGUAUAGAAAAAAAUCCCUUUGACCUCUCCACUGUGAGGGUGAAAAGGUGUGGAGUCUCCUUGCUGUAUGAAGAUGCAACCGUUGAUGAAGAUGUAGUUAUGGAACCAAAACAAGUAGUUGAAAAAGAAGAAAUCAUCAUCAAAACCAGGAGACGACGCGACCAGUGUGAACCCUGUGGAAGCGGAUUUGCAAUCUUGAAAGAAGAAGAUGACGGCGAACUACUUCCCCAGAGCAUUGUUGGUUUACAAGGAAUGAAAGAGGGAUUAGAAGCUUUGAGAGAGAAUGAUAAUGGUGAAUCACUGCAGUUCAAGAGCACAAUAAAGGAGUUAAUUAGGAGUAAUACGAGUGAGGAAUUGAUGGGAAACGAGAAGGCUACCUUGCUCAUCACAGUUACAACUUCCAAAGUAGAUCAUACGAGUACAUUUCAGUCCGUUGCAGACGGCGAGACCAUAGGUUCAACUGGUGGAACCUUUGAGCUUGGAUUCUUCAGUCCCGGUUCUUCUGCUACGCGAUAUGUGGGGAUAUGGUACAAGAAGAUAUCAGUUACCACCGUGGUGUGGGUUGCCAACAUAGACACGGCCCUCACUGAUUCAUUAAGAUCACACACCCUGGAAUUCUUGUCCUUGUCAGCCAAAACAACAGCACAGUUUGGUCCUCCAACACAUCAAGAACUGCACAGAAUCCAGUGGUUUAGCCUUCCAACUCCGGAAAUCCAGUUGUGA
Molecule: messenger RNA, 4464 nt
Organism: Rosa rugosa (rugosa rose)
Lineage: Eukaryota; Viridiplantae; Streptophyta; Magnoliopsida; Rosales; Rosaceae
Product: TMV resistance protein N-like
Exons: 7
Coding region: 184-4464 (1426 amino acids)
Biological process (GO): signal transduction; defense response
Molecular function (GO): ADP binding
Source: RefSeq, a predicted model, not a curated record